AUGUCUGCACUUUCGCUCUAUAUAACGGUCUGCAGACAGUUAUUUGAUUCAUGCUCGUCGGCUGACCAAAACAAAGACGAAGUUUGGGAAGAAACAGCGCGGAAGCUAAAAAGACUGAGGCAUGCCCUGCAAUGCCGAAGCUGUAAGAGAAUAUCCAGGGAUUUAUAUGGUUCUACUGGUUGUCUUCACUUGACUUGUGGCUCUUGCAAAGAAAGAAAGCGAGGAAAAUUCACGGCUUGUCGGUUUUGUAAGAAUUGUGAAGAACUGGAGCUGAACAAACAGCACAACUGUGUCCUAAAAUGUUACGCCAAAAUUUGUGAGUUAUUGCGGAGUUAUCUUCUUCAUGGGAGUGACUGUGAAAGAAAUGGCAGAAUUGAACAACUUUUAGAGUUGAUUUAUGAAGGUUCUACGCUGUUUGACACUACACACGAGGGAGCAUCAAAUCAGGGAAGUCUAGGACAUCCGAGCUCUUCCGCGGAUACCGGACAAAUAAGAAUGAUUGACGUCGGCCAUGUUACUUGUGAAAACAAAGUAAGCCAAGAUGGCGGCGGACUUCGUAAAGAUGGCGGCUUCUUCAAGCAAACCUACUCGGCUAAAGAAGAUCGGAUUUUUCAUCAAGAUCAGUUAGCUGAAAAAGUUACGGUAUCAUCGGAAAAUAGAAACGGGAAGAACGAAGUCGAUUCCGCUACUGUGACAGAGUUGGAAAGUCCUUUAGCAAUCAAAGAUGCCAAAAAUACACAAGCUGAAACGAAGACCAAGAAAAUGUCAGUAACCGAAAAUGAAAAUGCGACAUCUAUUAUGCCGAAGUUUCCUACAAAUGAUCAUGAGACACCUAUUAAUGGAGAGAGUAAUUUGGAAUCAAAGAAAAAUGGUUAUCUUGAUCAACAGCUUUUGCAAGAGAUGGAAAUGAACAGUAAUUUUCAAAGUAUACCGCGUAAAAGAAGAAGUAUUCAAGCAGAUACUCAUGAAAGCUUAGCUCCGCGAAAUGAACUGAAAAAUUUAGCAAAGAAAGGAAGACUUUAUCAAAAUGAUAAUGCAAAGCAAGGUCAUUUUUCUGAAAAUACAGGAAAUCAGAGCCCGUGUGAUGACGAGGAAGUUCUGUUUGAUGAAAGAUUGCCCAGAGUAGAUGAAGCUAAAAGACAGAAUCUACAUGGAAAUAGGAAAAGUUCAGUUAGAAGUGUCAAGAAGCAGUUGGUUACUGAGGGAAGAGAUACUUUGAUUGAGAAGGACAGAGCUGAUAAUGGCAAUCGCCAUAGCUUGAUGCGUAAGAACAAAUAUAAAUGUUCUUGUGGAACAUCAAACAAUAGAUAUUUUUCUGACAUUUGCAAUCAUAGCCGUUGUGUUUGCUAUGCUGCUGGUGUUCCAUGUGUAGCCUGUAAAUGCAAAUACUGCUCUAACCCUCACCAGUCACACUACAAUGUUAAAUGGUCAGCAUUAGGGUUUGAAAGUGACAAACAAUCAGUUAAAAUAGAAACUUCAGUAGGAAACAGUUAA
Rhopilema esculentum is the source of this 1494-nucleotide messenger RNA. RefSeq lists its product as uncharacterized. Gene Ontology annotation, cellular component: MSL complex. Gene Ontology annotation, molecular function: ubiquitin protein ligase activity. NCBI's taxonomy places the organism in Eukaryota, Metazoa, Cnidaria, Scyphozoa, Rhizostomeae, Rhizostomatidae. The record is from RefSeq and is a predicted model, not a curated record. Gene Ontology annotation, biological process: protein ubiquitination.